Molecule: messenger RNA, 2213 nt
Organism: Sebastes umbrosus (honeycomb rockfish)
Lineage: Eukaryota; Metazoa; Chordata; Actinopteri; Perciformes; Sebastidae
Gene: mospd2
Product: motile sperm domain containing 2
Exons: 15
Coding region: 194-1786 (530 amino acids)
Source: RefSeq, a predicted model, not a curated record
CGAGCGCAUCAGCUGAGAGGUGUGGCUAACGUUACCGGGAGCUGGAGGAGCCAAAAUGGCAACGACAGGACGUCAGUUUCACACUUCGCCGCACUGAUUCAACCGGGUAGCAACUAGCUAGCUAGCUCCAACAAGGAAACUACCACACACACACAGACGGACGGAAACAACCCAGAGACAGCGGCUGAAGAAUAUGGCUGAACUUGAACAACAUGAAGGAGAACAGGUAACCAUAACUACCGACAUUGAGAAGAAGAUUGAGGAGACGAGACAGAGAUUCAAGAAUGAGUUCGUCCAAGAUUCAACAGAUAAAUAUGACUCCAGAGAUGUGGAGAGGCUUCAAACAGAUGAUGCUUUGAUGUCUGCCUACCUGCAGUGGAGAAUGUAUGGUGUUGAUGAUGCCUUGAAGAUGAUUGAUGAAAGUUUUCAGUGGAGAAAAGAAUAUUGUCUGAAUGAUCUCACCGAGAGCUCCAUUCCCAGAUGGAUGUUCGAGACCGGUGCUCUCUACCUCCACGGCUACGACAAAGAGGGCAACAAGCUCUUCUGGUUCAAAGUGAAGCUACACGUGAAGGAUGCAAAAACCAUGGUGGACAAGAAGAAGUACGUUGCCUUCUGGCUGGAGCGGUAUGCGAAGAAAGAGCCUGGGAUGUCACUCACUGUUGUGUUUGACAUGACAGAGUCUGGUCUUGGCAAUAUAGACAUGGAGUUCGUGAAGUACGUCAUUAAUUGCUUCAAGAUAUAUUAUCCAAAGUUUUUAUCCAAAAUGAUCAUCGUGGAUAUGCCUUGGAUCAUGAAUGCUGCGUGGAAGAUCGUGAAGUCGUGGUUGGGUCCCGAGGCAAUCAGCAGGCUCAAGUUUGCGUCCAGAUCUGAGAUCCAGGGAUUCAUAAACCUCGAGUACCUGCCAGCUCACAUGGGUGGAACGGACCCCUUCAAGUACAGCUACCCGCCUCUCCCCGACGACGACUUCCAAACGCCCAUCUAUGAAAACGGACCAAUUGUUAGCGAUGACGACGCGGAGAGCAAAGAGGGUGAAACGGAGAGCAAAGAUGCCCUCGAGUCCAGCUUCAACUCUGAGGUUGCGGUAAAGCCCAAAAAGGUGAAUUUCCUGGAAGAAAGUUUGAGGGCAGAGGACAAUGAUAAAGCAGACACAAGUGCCAGGACCAAAGGGGCCAGGAAGCCACUGACCACCUUCAAAGGUCUUCUGCUAGAUGUUAGCCCCGCAGAGGAGCUCAGCUUUGGUUCUGCAGAGACCGAGAAAAAAAGCCUCAUUAUCCUGAGCAAUGUAACCAAAAAUCAGGUGGCCUUCAAGGUACGGACCACAGCACCUGAGAAGUACAGAGUGAAGCCCAGCAGCAGCUGCUGUGAAGCAGGAGCUUCUGUAGAUAUAGUGGUGUCUAUACAUGGAGGUUCUCAAGCCUCUCCACAGGACAGAUUUUUGGUCAUGGCUGCCGAGAUGGACAAUGCUGCUGGAUCACAAGAACUUGCACAGUUCUGGAAAGAAGUACCAAAAACUAAGAUCAUGGAGCACAGAUUGCGCUGUCAUGUUCUGGAGAGCGCUAAACCAACAGCGAGUCUUUUCAGAGAAAACUCUGUGGAGACGGACACCAACGGGCAGCAUGAAUUUAACACAGCGCUCAUGCGAGUGAUGACCUGCAACGCACGGCUGGAGCAGAAGCUGGAUAUGUGUCUGUGGGUGCAGAAGGUUCUCAUCGGGUUGGUGCUGAUCCUCGUGGUGCUGAACCUCCUGUGUCUCAACAAGCUGGGUGCCUCCCAGCGGCCAUCCUGACCUGCCACAGCUCCCUCCGCCUGCAUCUGUGGACCACAGACACACGGACGGGUUCCAACGGGGCCAACAAUCGACUACCUGAGGGACGGUCGUCCCGAGCUCUCCCCUCCCCCACGGGCUGCUGUCAUGGAGAGGAGGAGGAGGGCUGACUUUAGGGACAUGUGAGUUGUUAUGCAGUUACUAUAUGAAGGGAUUGUACUUGUCUCUUUUCAGGCACUUGACAGUUAAUACAACAGAGACACUUUCAACAAUGUGACAUCAAAAUCAUUAAUGUAUUUUUUAAAUACCGACCGUGGAAAAAUAAAUGUGUAUUUAUUGCAAAAGACACAAUAUGUAGGAAGAAUUAGUUAUUUUUGUGAUCAUAAUGUACAAUUUUUUUAUAUUAUAUAAAUUACAGAAUAUAAAAUAAAGACUUUUUGUCAACUUA